Molecule: messenger RNA, 1677 nt
Organism: Exophiala viscosa
Lineage: Eukaryota; Fungi; Ascomycota; Eurotiomycetes; Chaetothyriales; Herpotrichiellaceae
Exons: 1
Coding region: 283-1521 (412 amino acids)
Source: RefSeq, a predicted model, not a curated record
CUGCCGAAGAAUAAGAGCAGGAGUGAUCACUUUCAGUCAAAAACAACAACGAUAGGAGCACGAAGUCUAUGGAUCUCUUCGACAGACGCACCGUCUUUAGCAUCACUGCUUCACUGAGCGCAUCAUCGUCUGGAACAUCGUCUCAAAACGAGGUGCCCUCCACUGUCAGACCGUCUGGAAAAAAACAGGUCGUCAAACUGCCUAAAGCAGCACGCCGUUACACACGGUGUCGUCCUGCAAACCCACCGAGUGCCACCGCACCACUGUCCUUGUCGUUUCAGCAUGACUUCCAAUAUGACGCAUGAUAUAUUCUCGGUCGGUGCCUCACACCGCGCAUGCAUGUUGAGUGGGGAACUCUCCAAAUUGCGUCAACAUAAUGCAACAGAAGCUAGACGCCUGAAAGCCAUUUUUGAGGGACACGAAAUGAACGAUUUUGAGAAUGAGGACGAUCAGCGACGAAUCAUCAGACGUCACUGCGAAAGAAGACUGAAACUGUGUACGUCUAUCAGACACGAAUUGGAAUUAGCCCGCAAGAUACUGGACGAGCAUGGAAUAACCGGCCAAGAGGUGAAAGAGAACAACACUGCCCUCGAGUCAAUCAACCCCGACGAACUCGUGCUGAGAGUGCAGUUACCACGACUAGUGGAGAUGACGCUGUCGGCAAGCCACCAGGUGCUCUCGGAGGCUUAUGCUCAGACACUUUCGAAUCUUCUCAAGGAGUUACCGAAGAUAAACGCCUCUGAAAACGAUCUGCAGUACUUUCGUCAAGCCCUGAGAAAGCGUUCCCCACUUGCAUUUGCCGAGGGCUCGGAGGCUGACCCAACACACCUCUGUCCCGUUCUAGGAAUGGAGUUUUACUCCAAAGCCAUGAGGGCCGUUGAUUUCGUGCCAUGUGAAAUGGGAGCCUCUAACUGUGCCUACUUGUUCGGACGUGCUGCAGAGGAUGGCUGGCAAACACUUUUCAACGCCGACAACGGCCUAUUAGUCCAUAAAGAAGCCAAGAGAGCACUCGAAACGGCAGUGAUCCAGAUUGUGCCAGAUUUCACCGCCGACGAUCAGAGACGCUUCAAGGUUGUCUCUCUGCUGGACAACGUUGUCCUAAAAACCGACAGCAGCGCUUUCAGAUCCGGGGACCUUCACGGCAGAGAGCUCAAAUUUCGGAAAGAGGUCAAAGAGCGGCCAGGUAUUGAGUACCUCUUCUUUUCUGCGCUGGGAACAGCUUGCCGCAGAAAACGAUACAACCGCCCCGGGUGGGAACACGAUUACCAAAAACUCUUCUACGAUACCAAAUGGCCUGAUACCCCCCUGCGACUCAGAAAGAGCUCCUUGCACACGAUCGCUUCUAAUUACGGCGAUUUAGCUCGGUUUGAAGAACUAGUCAACCGAGGAGUUGUGCGAUUUCAGAACAUCAGAGGUAGUACUGAUCGGAACGAGACAAGGGCGCUCUCUGGCCGUGGCAACACCACCUCCUUGCCAGUGAGGCAACAUGUGGGAAGGAGAAGAGCAAACCGUGCGGGAUAGAGUGGAAGGAUUCGAAAGAGCGGGUUGAUGGCAGUGGGUGCCUCACAGCAAAUGGAUGGUCCGUCGGCGAUGGAGCUGGUGGCCACCCCUGUGUUAUAGAACGAACGUAUAGCCUUGUGUACGAAGACCGCCAGAAUGCUACCAGGUAAUCGAGGC